UACAGCCUGUUGUUCUGCCUUCAUGAGAGCUUCAGUGAAGUCUGGCGGAUAAAGGACCCAAACAGACGCGGAUGGUGGAGGAACCAUGUCGGACUCUCUGGAGCGAAGCGCCAAGAUGAGCCAGCUGAAGGAGCCGCUGGUCAGGAAGCUCUGCGAGGUUCUGGACAAGUCCAGCAGCAGAGGAUGGCGAAAGCUCGGAGAGAUAGUCGGCAGUGACAGACGCUUCAAAGUCAGCUCCGACGACAUGGAGAUGUGCUCCCUGAAGGUGCUGGAGCUGGAGGGCAGCCCGAGCCUCAUGCUGCUGAGGCUGAUGGGAGAGCGAGGCUGCACCACGGGCCACCUCAUGGACUACCUCCAGGCGCUGGGCAACCAGGACGCCCUGCUGUGCCUGAAGCCACCAGCCCUGCAGAUCCUCAUCCAGCCCCAGUCUGUGGCUCUGAUGUGUGGCCACAACCUGCGCCUCAGCUGCCACGCCGUGGGCAGGUCCCCAGUCCAGUACCAGUGGUUCCGAUCCAAGGAGGAGGUGCCCAACAGCUCCUCUCCAGACCUGGUCAUCAGUCCGGUCCAGCUGAAGGACGCCGGCUUUUACAUCUGCAGGGUCAACAGCGGAGACGCCUUCGAGUUCAGCCAGUGGGUUCAGGUGGACGUCCUGAACGCCGGCGUGUCUUACGGGCAGAGUUACCACUCCUUAGACGGCCGGCUGAAGCUGGUCGUCCAGCCUCAGUCCCAGCGGCUGCACGACGGCGAAACCCUGCAGCUGGAGUGUGGAGCCGUCGGACGUCCGAUCCCUCGAUACCAGUGGCACAGAAACGGAGUCCCGAUCCCAAACGCCACCAAGAGGAAGCUGGUGAUUCCUCACGUGAUGCAGGAUCUCCACGGCAGGUAUCGCUGCGAGAUCAGCAGCAGCAGCAGCAGCAGCUCUGAGAGGAUGUGGACCAAUGAGGUGGACGUUGUCAUAGCCCCGAGGAUCUCUGUCCAGAUCACAGGGGCAAUGGAGUGCUCUGAAGAUGACAUUUACGCCAUCGGAGAAGGCUCCGGUGACUUCUUGCUCAACAGUAUUCCAGAUCAGCUGUACGCGACCGACAAAGUGGCGCUGCUGAUCGGAAACCUGUCGUACCAGAACCACCCGCAGCUCAAGGCUCCCAUGGUGGACGUGUACGACCUCACCAACCUGCUGCGCCAGCUGAACUUCAAGGUGGUCUCGCUGCUGGAUCUCACAGAGUCGGAGAUGAGGAACGCCGUCGACGAGUUCCUGCUGCUGCUGCACAAAGGCGUCUACGGCCUGCUGUACUACGCUGGUCACGGGUACGAGAACUACGGGAACAGCUUCAUGGUGCCGGUGGACGCUCCGAACCCGUACCGGUCGGCCAACUGUCUGUGUGUGCAGAGCAUCCUGAAGCUGAUGCAGGAGAAGGAGACGGGCCUCAAUGUGUUUCUGCUGGACAUGUGCAGGAAGAGGAAUAUCCACGAUAACAGCGCUCCAAACAUCGUCCUGAGGGUCACGGCCAACAUCGUCUUUGGAUACGCUACGUGCCAAGACGCCGAAGCCUUCGAGCUGAGCUCCAGCGGCUUCACCAACGGCGUGUUCGUCAAGUUUCUGAAGAAGCGUCUCCUGGACGACGAGAAGAUCACGGUGGUGCUGGACAGAGUGGCUGAAGAUAUGGGUCAGUUUGACGCUACGAAGGGGAAGCAGGCUCUGGAGAUCCGCAGCAGUCUGUCCGAGAGGAGAGCGCUGACCGAUCCUAUUCUGCCCGGCGACAGCGCUGACCUCGCUCACGCUCACAGCCGCCAGUGGGCGAAAGCUCACGAGCUUCCUGAGAGCAUGUCUCUGGACUUCGACUGCGGCGCUCAGAUCAAGUUGGGCUUCGCCGCCGAGUUCUCCAACGUGCUCGUCAUCUACACCCACAUCGUGAAGAAGCCGGAGGACAUGUCCUCCUGCCAGGCUCACGUCACCGACUUCUCACAGGACCUGGAUGUGGAUCCUAAAGAGAUGAACAGAGAGACUCCAGAGGAGACGGGGAUCUACCUCCUGUCCAGCUGCCUGCCCCAGCACUGCCUCUACACCAGACUGAGCUCGCUGCAGAAGCUCCGGGAGGAGCUGGUCUUCACCGUCUGCCUUCAGGGCACUUUUGCCUCCAUGGACGACGACCAUCCCGUCCACUGGACCAAGAGCGUCAACAUCGGCAAGCCGCUGAUCGCUCGGCUGGACCUCCACCGGGCCAUGAGGCGGAACAGCUGCCUGCAGACCUGCCUGAUGCCCCACAGCCCGUCCCACAGCCCCUGCCACAGCCCCGGGCCCGAGCACCGCCUCCACCCCCACCACGCGUCGCUGCAGGCCCAGGACUGCAACCGGCUCUCCCCGCAGCAGCGCUACCUGGACAUCUGUGAGCAUCUCCAGGGUGCGGUGGGCGGCUGCGGGGAGCCCUACUACGACCACCUGAGCCAGUGUCGCUUCGAGCCGCCGUGCGACUCGCCCGAGGGGCUGUCGAGCUCACCGGGGCGACUCAGCAUCCCCAUAGAGGCCAGCGACGACAUCGUCGAGCUGCAGACGGUGUUCAUCAACAGCCUGCAGCUCCAGUGAAGCACACAGGAGCACUAACAGCUGCUGCUUCCUCUGUUACACGCUGUGAAAAGAUUUUAUAUUCUUGAAUUUAUACUCAGUGUUUGUCUCAACUAACUGUAUGCUGUAUGAAAAAGAGCAUCUCAGUGAGCUGACAGAGGGGUGACUGAUGCGGCUUUAGUUUUUUAGGGCUUUUAAACAGAACUGGAGUUGUUUCUCUGACAGAGACUGAUGCUAAUUAUAAUGUAGGUAAAGGAGCAUUAAGACGAAGAAGAGCAUCAUCGUAGUUUUAUCAGAUAAUCAACCUGAGGAGAGCCAGACUGAUGACAGACUGUUUAGUGUUUGUAUUCCUAAAUUUAAAAUUGAUAACCAGUUCAUUUACGGUUCCUAACCUGAGGUUUGAGUCCCUAGAAAGGGUCACAGAAGAAAUCUGAGAGGUCAUGAGAUGAUUGGUUACAGAAACAAAGAGGAAAAAUCAACACAGAACUUUCCCUUCUUUCAUUGUUUUCUGUUCUCAGAACAGUUGCUUUUUGUGAAAUAUUUCAAAGUUUUUUUUAUCUUUGUACCUCAAAAUAUUACUUAAAUCAAACAGUCAGAUAUUUAAAAUGUGACAAGAGGCUAAAAGUAGGCUGUCUUUCAUAAUGCUUCAUAUUUUUAUAAGCUUAUACUCUUUUAUAUAUAAAAAAAAGAAUCUGAAAGCUAAGUAGUAGCUUUAGCUGUUAUAUAAAUGCAGUGAUGUGAGAUGUAUAUUAUUUCUACCAGAAUUUCUUAAAUCUAAAGUAGCUUAAACUGGAAAAACUUACCUCAAAAUGUAUUAAUGUAUGAUAUUUGAAUAAAUGUUCUUUCCCCCAGUGAUCCGUGACACGUCUGAGAUGAAAUAUAAUUAAAAGCCUUCACACACACA
Stegastes partitus (bicolor damselfish) is the source of this 3464-nucleotide messenger RNA. It is a transcript of the gene malt1, whose product is annotated as MALT paracaspase 1. Gene Ontology annotation, molecular function: cysteine-type endopeptidase activity. Lineage: Eukaryota; Metazoa; Chordata; Actinopteri; Pomacentridae. Gene Ontology annotation, biological process: proteolysis. The record is from RefSeq and is a predicted model, not a curated record. The transcript is spliced from 17 exons. Bases 86 to 2581 code for a protein of 831 amino acids.